This is a messenger RNA of Ziziphus jujuba (common jujube), 1943 nucleotides long. RefSeq lists its product as uncharacterized. The transcript is spliced from 3 exons. The record is from RefSeq and is a predicted model, not a curated record. Bases 205 to 1830 code for a protein of 541 amino acids. Lineage: Eukaryota; Viridiplantae; Streptophyta; Magnoliopsida; Rosales; Rhamnaceae.
AGGAAAGAGGCGGGUCUUCUCUUCUCUUCUAUAUAUAGCACCCUUGUCUUCUCUGUGUUCCAUUCCAUAAAAAUUCACAUAACCAACCAUACACUCAGAUGUUUGCUUUGCUCUAGUCUGGCUUUGUAAGUUCUUUUCCUCACUUUUAAAUCUCUUUUUCUUUCUAUUAUCCUUCUUCUUUUUCCCUUUUCUGGGCAUAUAAAUAUGGAUAAAUUUUCACCAACUCCUACCAGAAUCAACUCCAAUUCACGUUUUGCUAAAUUUUUAGAAGAUAACAAGAAUAAGAUUCCCAACGAUGUCAUAGUAGAAAGAGUCACAAACCAAAAAGAUCCUUCUCUUCAAAAAGAUGGGAUUGUAAUCCAUGCCUAUACUCUUAGUUUGGGUUUGUAUCUUCCAUUCCAUCCAUUGAUUAGAGAGAUAUUGAGUAGACUUUGUAUAGCUCCAAUUCAAUUAGUACCUAAUUGUUGGAGGAUAAUGUUUGGUAUUUUAGCAUUGAAUUUUAUGUGUAAAAUCAACCUGGGUUGGAAAGAGUUUUGUUACUGUUAUGUAGUUAAGCAAACUUCUUCUGGUUUUCACUAUUUUUGUCUCAGAGACAAAAACUAUGCUUUGGUCACUGAUUUACCCAAUUCUGAGAAAGGUUGGAAAGAGGAAUUGAUUUGUUUAAAGGGCAAUUGGGAAAGAGCAGCUGGGGACACCUCUAAUGCUGUAUACUCAGUCCCUAGAAGUAGAACUGCAACUUCUGGCCAUUAUUCAGGCGAAAUCAAAGGUUUCAAACCUGAAGAUUGUGAAGUGAAACUAAGAGAUUUGGAAAAGGCUUGGUCAUUUAAAUAUAGAGAUUGGAGAUAUCUUCUCAAUCCAGCUAACUGGAGAAUUGUGAACAUUUCAGACAUGAGGACAAAAAGCAGAACAACUGGCUCUUCACAGCUAGAUGGGACCAUGGAAGAAGUCACAUUCCAAAUAGUCAGUAGCCAAGAAAAUGAUGAUCAGGAAGUUGAACAAGGUGAAGAACUGAGAGCUGGAUGUUCUACUCAAUCCGAAACGAUAAGAGACUAUUCAUCCUCUUCGUUUAAGAAACGAAAACUGAUUCGUUUAAGCCAUGAAAAACAAAUCCAUCCUAGCCAUUCUUAUGACUCUAGUCCUCCUCUGCAAUCGUCAAGUCAGCUCGAGCACCACGUGCCGCCCAAGGAUCAAAUUGAUCUCUUCAGGAAGACAAUGAGUACUUUGCAUUAUUCAUUUUAUAAAAACGAUUUUGAGAAAUCAGAUGAGGUGUCUGAUCUGUUUGAGAAAGAUAUUGAACUUUUAGAGGAGAAGACAGAUGAAGAAACUGCUUUAGAGGCAGCACAUUUAGUUAUGAAGGCUGGAGUUCAUGUCAUGUCCUUUGUGAACCGGCUAGACAGUAAAAAUAUGAUGAUCAAGAAAUUACAUGCUAUCAUUGAAAGGCAAGGAAGGGAAAUAGAAGAAUUGAAGUUGGAGGUUAAGAGAGCCAAAAUGGAACAUUUAAAAUGUUCAACAGCGGCAGAGAUAGAAAAUGUAAGGAAAGUUUUAGAAGAAGUAAGAUCUGAGGUCACACAGAUAAAAGAAAUCAAGUUGCAGGAUCAGAACAAAAUGUCUCCUUAUCGAUCCCUCGAGCGAACUCCCUCUUAUGGUGCUAGUGGUUUAUUUGGUAGAUCAAUCAUGCGAAGUCCAUCUUAUAGUGAUCUAUUUAAUAGUUUAAUGAGGGAUUAUGAGCCUAAUGCUGGUGAAAACCAUCAUCAAGGAGGUAAUAGCCAUGAUCCACAUGAAGACCUUGAAUUCAAUAUUGACUUCCAACCCUCCCCCAAGACUACGUGACCAUUGAUUUAUUGUAACUUUUACUUAUUUUAUUUAUAUGUUUUUUUGGCUGUAGAUCAUUGAAUUGAUGAGUUAUACAGUAAGCAAUAGAGUACAAAAGAAAUUGAAAAAUA